CCACUAUUCAUGUGAAUAUGUUAUCCGUGGCGGUUGUAAUAACAACCAGGGUAAGAAGCAACAUAAUAUAUGACCAAUGAUUGGAAUAACUAUGACACAUUGACGUGACGUGUGAGAUUUCAUAAGGCUCUAGUAUAAAAGCGUAUUUACAGAACCCUAAUAAUUAAUUAAUACGAGUACAAUUAGCAACAAACCCAUAAUAAUAGUAACAAUAGUGAUAAAGAUCAGAAAAUCAAUCAGAUUAUCGGUAAGUAUAAAUGACCAGCAGCAGUUGGCGGUGUCAGUCGUUUUCAGCUGGUUAGUAUUAAAAUGCGGGCAGCGAUAGUGCUCAUCGUAGCUUUAGCAGCUUAUGCUGCGGCAGGGCCUGUGAUUGAAGACCAGGUCCCCGGGUACACAAGGUUCAUCCAGUUCCCCGAUGGCAACGAAGUUCCUCAUACUGUAGACCUGGAGGAGGAACCCGACUACCAAAUCCUUGCGGAAAUCGAACGGGAUCCGGCCAAUAACCAGUAUCAGCUCUUCACCAGACGUAACCCAGACUCUUCGCAAACGCUGGUCAUCAAUGACGCACACUCGAUUCACAACUCCAACUUCAACCCGGCAGACCCCACUGUGGUCAUCGCUCACGGAUGGCUGAGCAACCAGGAAACCAAUCUGAACUCUGUUAUCAGAGACGCUUACCUCGAAAAAGGUGACUACAAUAUCAUAGUCCUUGACUGGAGCCGUCUCGCCAUCCGCAACUACGUCACCGCCGCUAGAGGAGUCCCCGCCGUGGGUCGCGGGCUGGGACAGUUCCUACGGUUCCUCCAUGAGACUACUGGAGCUUCGUACAGCUCUAUGCACUUGGUCGGAUUCAGCUUGGGUGCUCAUUUGGUCGGCAAUGCUGGCAGGGAGCUGGGAGGAGCCGUCGCUCGAGUCACUGGUCUAGACCCCGCUGGACCUCUGUGGUAUACCAGCAGCAACCGUCUCGGUCCCAACGAUGGAGUAUACGUCGAGGUGAUCCAUACCGACGGAGGCACCACCGUCGGCGGGCUUGGUAUCGGGUCGGCAAUUGCCGACACUGACUUCUUCCCUAACGGCGGUUCUUCUCAGCCAUUGUGCCUCACCAACAUCUGCAACCACAACCGUGCCUGGCGGUACUUUGCUGCCAGUGUUUCCUACGAUCACCUGACCGGUCGGGAGUGUUCGAACAUUGUGCAGCUCAACUUGAAUACAUGCCGGGGACAAUCUCUUAAUAUGGGCAACGCAGAUUUGACAAAGUCUGGAUCUGGGAGGUACCGCGUCAACACCAGGCGAAGAUAUCCGUACUAAACGACUAUGGAAUCGACUACAACCAAGACUACCUCUUAA
This is a messenger RNA of Cydia pomonella (codling moth), 1347 nucleotides long. Its product is annotated as pancreatic triacylglycerol lipase-like. The transcript has 6 exons. The coding region runs from base 310 to 1308 and encodes 332 amino acids. The record is from RefSeq and is a predicted model, not a curated record. Gene Ontology annotation, molecular function: lipase activity. Lineage: Eukaryota; Metazoa; Arthropoda; Insecta; Lepidoptera; Tortricidae. Gene Ontology annotation, biological process: lipid metabolic process.